Suillus discolor is the source of this 677-nucleotide messenger RNA. RefSeq names its product kinase-like domain-containing protein. The record is from RefSeq and is a predicted model, not a curated record. Gene Ontology annotation, biological process: protein phosphorylation. The transcript is spliced from 3 exons. Gene Ontology annotation, molecular function: ATP binding; protein kinase activity. The coding region runs from base 61 to 429 and encodes 122 amino acids. NCBI's taxonomy places the organism in Eukaryota, Fungi, Basidiomycota, Agaricomycetes, Boletales, Suillaceae.
GUUGAGACAGAUGGCGAGUAUUGUGCGUUUAUAUCUUUUUUUUCUAUAUCUGGAUCAGAUAUGCUCACCGACUUGUUAGUACACUACAAAGAAGUGGUCCAUGGCGGUUUAACAUAUACCAAUGUUCUGAUGAGCGCCGAUGGGAAGCUCUAUCUUGCAGACUUCAGUCUCUCAAUGAUCCUUUUAGUAGCACAAAGCUCCAACUUCAAUUCGUGCCAUACAGGAAAUGUGCGGUACAUGGCGCCUGAGAUACUUGGUUUACCCGGGGAAGGGAGAGUGGUCGUGCCAACCAAAGCUGCCAAUGUUUACUCAUGUGGUUGCAUCAUGCUUCAGCUGUUGUGUGGACGUGUACCUUACCUCUGGCUAACCCAAGCGUGCCACAUCACUGCGGCAAGAAUCGCGGGAAUAGAACUUCCGUUAAUUCUCUGAUAUCGAAGGCGUACACAAGGAGUUUUCGUUCAAAUGCAUAUCUGUCAAAUUCGGAGAUCGAUCAGUGGCUUCUGCGAUUGCAGAGUUCUUAGGAGUAGAGUAACAACAACAUGAAUGCACUGCAUCAGUGAAUACCUGAGUCCUCGUUAUUGUAGCUGUGAGAAUUAUUUUACUGCCAAAGAAUGCAUACUAUACGAAAUUUGAUCUGUUCGUAGUAGCUAGUCAUAUCAUGAAAUCCAAUAUCGUCC